CUUCAAAAAUAUUUCAUUUCAACUAACCAACACCAACCCUCAAAAUUUCAGUUUUUUGGCAUAAAUUAUGUAUCCGUACAAAAUUGUCGUUCUAUUAUUGGCUGUUUUUAAGCUCAACUGUAUUUGUUUGGGUGAUGUUGUGACAGCGGAAUCUGUUUGGAAAGAGCACAAUAGAUAUAGAAAAAUGAAUGAUAUGCCAAAAUUAUCCUUGUCUAAAAAGCUGUGUAAAGAUUGCGAAGAUUAUGCAAAGCAUCUAGCUACAUUGAAUGUCCCAGACCAAUAUUUAUUCGAGGACAUCCCAGAUGAUGAUGAGGAUGAUUUUAUGGAUCCUGUUCCAAAAGCCAAGUUCAAGGAUCACACAGAUUAUAUCUUAUCGGAUGAAAAGAAUAUCCAUUAUACAGAAAAUAUAUGCGAGUUUAAAUCUCAAUCUUGUGUUAGCAAUUGGUAUUCUUAUGGCAGUGGUGCUUAUGAAUCAGAAGAGCCAGGAGAAAAGGAAUCAAAAAAAUCACUUGUUGAUAAGUACACUGCACUUAUAUGGAGGUCGUCAAAGGAAAUGGGAGUGGGUAUAGCUCCAAAAAACCCCGCGGCUAAAAACGGAAGGAAAAUAAUGGUCGUUAGGUAUUCUCCACCCGGCAAUGUGCGUGGCAAGUAUAAAGAAAACGUACCAGCGCCUGAGGUUUACGAUGAUACUAAAGUCGAAAGUACGACUACUUCAAAAGCAUGCGGAAAGAAAUCCUAUAUAUUUGCUGUUUUACUUAGUUUCCAAACACUUACACAUUGGUUUCCAUAAGUAUUUAAAAUGCUAAAUAUAUUAUAUAUGUAUAUGGUUA
Molecule: messenger RNA, 830 nt
Organism: Drosophila suzukii
Lineage: Eukaryota; Metazoa; Arthropoda; Insecta; Diptera; Drosophilidae
Product: Golgi-associated plant pathogenesis-related protein 1-like
Source: RefSeq, a predicted model, not a curated record